GUUGGAAGCACGCGUAUGCCUUGGAUAUGGACGAUACAUUCGUGCCUACCGAGCACGAUUCCCAGUUGGAUCCAUGCGCCCCAAUCCCUGCGCCACCGGCCUCGGUCAAGAGGAAGCUCUUCGUAGAAGAGCCUGCGGAGGCGGACAGACAGGCACGGCCGGUCGCCACGCCUUUGGCAAACUUGAAGAAGCUUCUGGCAGAGAGUGCUGCAACCAAGAGAGCAGCUUUCCAGAUGCGUGAGGCAAGGGCCAGCUCAGCAGGAGGAAGCACUUCUCCCCCUGUGGAGCGUGCAUCUCAGAGCAUGCUUGCGAAAGAGCCCUCGCCUGCGAAGCCGGAGCAGCGUCCACUUUGCAGGCGAGAAGCUGGGAGUGAUGACGUGGCAAAGUCUUUGGAUGACUUGAGCGCUAGCCCGCUCACCAGACGUGAGCAGCUGAAGCUUGUGAAGGAGGCUGAGCCAAAGGGCGCAGCCAAGCCUAAGGUCAAAGCCACGGCAAAAGCCACGGCAAAAGCCAAGGCAAAAGCCAAGGCAAAAGCCACGGCAAAAGGCAAGGCAAAAGCCAAGGCAAAGUCCAUGGCCAAGGAUGGGGCAGAGACCUCUGGAGCUACGAGGCUUGAGGAAGCCGAAGCUGAGGGUGGCUCCAAUCCAAGCCCAGCUGGAAAGGCCAAGAGGGCGGCAGAGACCGAGAAUGGGGCUGAGGCUUCGGAGAAGCCACCUGGGCCAGGCCAGGGUUCCCAGGCGUCCCUUGAGAAGCGGCCAGGUACCGAGACAAGGGAGAACCCGCCAGCCAAGAAGAAGAGAGGACCCAAGCCUAGGUCAACCGCGCAGACCCCUAUCCCGAGUAAGAUCGACAACAUGGACCCAGCACAGGUCAUGAUCUACUUGCAGGGCGAUGACCAGAUCAUGCGAUUGGCGUUUGAGUUCAUUCACGAGAUGUCGCGGCCC
Messenger RNA from Symbiodinium pilosum, 944 nucleotides. Lineage: Eukaryota; Dinophyceae; Suessiales; Symbiodiniaceae. The record is from the annotation of a GenBank genome assembly.